Molecule: messenger RNA, 2635 nt
Organism: Lacerta agilis (Sand lizard)
Lineage: Eukaryota; Metazoa; Chordata; Lepidosauria; Squamata; Lacertidae
Gene: STXBP3
Product: syntaxin binding protein 3
Exons: 19
Coding region: 54-1847 (597 amino acids)
Biological process (GO): vesicle-mediated transport; intracellular protein transport; neurotransmitter secretion
Cellular component (GO): secretory granule; plasma membrane
Molecular function (GO): syntaxin binding
Source: RefSeq, a predicted model, not a curated record
AGUGCGGCAUUCCCCCCCCCCCGUCGCGUCGUGGGGGCAGGGGAAGAAGCAAGAUGGCGCCGGCUGCGAGCGGGGACCGGGGGCUUAAGAGCCUGGUUUGGCAAAAGCUAAAAACAGCAGUGUUUGAUGACUGUAGGAAAGAAGAGGAAUGGAAGAUAAUUCUUCUAGAUGACUUCACCACAAAGCUUCUGUCAUCAUGUGGUAAAAUGACAGACUUGUUAGCAGAAGGGAUCACUGUUGUGGAGAAUGUUUAUAAAAACCGUGAGCCAGUCCCUAACAUGAAAGCCAUUUAUCUCAUCACACCUACAGCAAAGUCUGUAGAUGGGCUUAUAAAUGACUUCGUCAGUAAAUCAUCCAGCAAGUACAAAGCAGCAUAUGUCUACUUUACUGACUUUUGUGAUGACAAACUUUUCAAUAAAAUGAAGUCAUCUUGUUCAAAGGCCAUAAGACGGUGCAAAGAAAUAAAUAUUAACUUUUUCCCUUAUGAAUCACAGGUAUUUACCCUUGAUGUCCCAAAUGCUUUCUAUCGCUGCUACAGUCCCAUCAUGGAGAAGACAAAUGACACCGUAAUGGAGCAAAUAGCUGAACAAAUUGUUACAUUAUGUGCCACUCUAGAAGAAAAUCCUGGUGUAAGAUACAGAAGCAAGCCUUUGGAUAACGCCAGCAAACUUGCACAAUUAGUUGAGAAAAAGCUUGAAAACUACUAUGAAUCUGAUCAACGAAGUCAAGGAAAGGGGAAAACCCACUCCCAGCUGUUAAUAAUUGAUCGUGGCUUUGACCCCGUGUCGACUGUGCUCCAUGAACUCACUUUUCAAGCAAUGGCUUAUGAUCUGCUACCAAUUGAAAAUGACACAUACAAGUAUAAGACGGAAGGUGCAAGUGGAAAAGAAAGGGAAGCCAUUCUGGAAGAAGAUGACGACCUCUGGGUGAAAAUCCGACACAGGCAUAUUGCGGAUGUGUUGGAGGAAAUACCAAAACUUAUGAAAGAAGUUUCAUCAAAGAGAAAGGCAACAGAAGGAAAACUAUCGUUAAGUAAUCUGGCUCAGCUCAUGAAGAAGAUGCCCCACUUUCGCAAACAGAUUACUAAGCAAGUAGUGCAUCUUAAUAUAGCUGAAGAUUGCAUGAGUAAAUUUAAGAAUAACAUAGAAAAGCUGUGCAAAGUUGAACAGGAUUUGGCUCUUGGAACAGAUGUAGAGGGACAGAAAGUGAAAGAUCAGAUGCGAGUCCUUCUUCCAGUACUGCUCAAUAAAAAUCACGAUAGCUAUGAUAAGAUAAGAGCCAUCCUCCUCUAUAUCUUCAGCACAAAUGGAACUACACAAGAGAACUUGGACAAGCUGAUCCAGAACGUACAGAUCGAAAAUGAUAGCGACAUGAUAAAAAAUUGGAAGUAUCUUGGUGUACCUGUCGUCAUCGCAGCUGCAUCACAACAGCGCAGAUCAUCGAGGAAGGAUCGUUCCUCAGAACAAACAUUUCAGCUUUCUAGGUGGACACCUGUUAUUAAGGAUAUUAUGGAGGAUGCUAUAGAAAAUAAACUGGACUCAAAAGACUGGCCUUAUUGUUCCCAGUGCCCUGCACCAUGGAAUGGUUCUGGAGCAGUGAGUGCUCGCAAUAAACCCAAAACUAGUUACUUGGACGACCGGAAAAGUGGAUCAAGGCUAAUUGUGUUUGUCAUUGGAGGCAUUACAUAUUCUGAGAUGCGCUGUGCAUAUGAAGUUUCUCAAGCCUACAAGUCUUGUGAAGUUAUUAUUGGUUCCACUAACAUCGUGACACCUAGAAGACUACUGGAUGAUGUAAAAGCACUUACUGUAACAAAAUCAAAGGAUACAGUCUUUUUUAAGAAUGAAUAGAAAUUAUAACGUUCAAAGAUUUUCAGCUGUGCUUAACUUAAGAGAUAUUAAGAACACAUAAUAUAAAUAUUAUGGAUACAAUUUAGUGACAAUUAAGAGUGUUUUAAGUUCAAAUGAUUACAGUGGGUGAAGUGUUACAUAUCUGACUUCCCUAUUGAAAUCAGCAGGUCUUAAAAGUCCUUGAUUUGAACUGGAUUGUACCCUGUGUACAUAUUUUAUAAAUCAGUGCUGUAUUUGGGACUGUUCUUUUUAUAAUUUGAAAUCUGCUUUCCUUGGGUUGGGGGGAAGGGGAAGGUAAUGGAUAAGAAUAAGAUGUAUGUAACAGCUUAUGUUUUUAUAUUAAUGUACUUGGUUAUUGAUGGCAUUUUGCUGCAAAGUGUUUGGUGUAGAGAAUGCUCACCAUUGCAAUAUAUCAUGCUAGGACUUGGGAAACAUUUGUAUAUAUGCUAAUGAUUUUUCAGUAAUAAUGUGUAAACUUUCUAUCCUGAAAAAAAAGUCUGUUUCUAAAAAUACUAUUAUAAAAGGGCAAUGAGCUUAGCUACAAGAGGAAAUGUAAAUGUAUAGCACAAUUUCACAACCACAAUUUGGUAAGCUACAAGAUUCCAUGCAACUUGUAAGAGUGUCAUAGACAGCUGCUUUCAGUGAGGUACAAAGUGUAAGUUAAACUUUUCCUGAAAAAUCUCAAGACAGAACUUUGGUUAUGUGUGUCGGGGAUUGCAUGGUUCUCUGUAUGGUAUUUGGGUGAAGUUAAUCAUGAAAGUAAUAAACCUUUUAUCAACAAUCAAGAA